CUCAAAUUUAUUUCAAUGGAAAAUUCGCCUUCGUCGAGAGCUGAUGUCGAACGCAAACGCUAAAAUAAAGAAAUAAUUUUCGCUAAAAGUGCAAAAGUGAAAAAAAUAAUAAAAAUUAUCAUUUCAAACGAAGUUAAACGAACCCUGUGGACGAGAAAAUAGCAAAGAAAAAAAAACGAUACUUUUACAGCGCAUACAACUCACACUAGUUGUGCAAAUUUCUCAAGCAGAACUAAAACUGUAGUUGUUCUAGAAUAAUCUUUUGAAUAUUCAGUCAAAUAAUUAGCAAAUAUAAAAUUUAACUACUUCAGCGCAUGAAUAGGUAAAUUCGAGGCUGCAUUUUUGAAGAAACGCAGCAUUAGUCGCAUAUACAUAUAUGUAGGAGCUCCCACUGCACCAAAGUUGGUCUGUUAGCGAGGGGUGAAUUACAUAAGCGCGGUAGGAAGAAGUGAUUUUUCGACAAUCUCUUGUGUAAUAAAAAACUUCCUCGGAAGCGUAAAGGCGAGCAAAAAACGCAAAUAAAGGACUCAAAGAGCUUGUCGCGGGCGGCACCCCCGUCCUCUGAAAAUCGUGUAACCUCGUCGCACGUUGCGCCCCUUUGUACACUCGUACGCUCCAAUCAUACACAUCCAUAGUGGUGGUCAUACGCUAUACUCCCGGUUCGGUGCGCAAUAUACAUAUGUACAUAUAGACAGCAGUAGAAGCGACGACGAGCGCCGUGUGUGUGGAGUACAUAUAGUAGUACGCCUUUUAGUUGCCAUAUUUACGCGACCUGCAGCUGCCAGAGUCAUCGUAACCAGUCGGCUGAUCCCCGCGUGAAGCAGCGCAAUUUCACUAUACCCAGCAGCUAAAGCGAACUUUUGCGGGAACGUUUUUUAAAAACUUGUCGUUGUCGUGGACGUCGUUUUAGUUGUUGACUUUUAAUCACCCGUUUGCCGGUGCUGCUAAUAAACCUAUUGUGUUGCUAUUUGAAUAGAUUUGCUUUUCCCAUAUUUCAUCGCAAUUUGUGUACGUAGAGGAGUGUUAUAAAACCGGCAAGCAGUAGCCGGUAAAAUAUUGUUUUCUCUAUUUAAUUGUGUACAUUGAAAUUUUAAUUGUACAUUUUAAAGAGUGCGGAAAGCGGUCUAGUCCGAUUAUGUCCCAGAAUCAACGUGACACUCUCAUACAUUUGGUCGCUGGCGGAACUGCUGGUACAGUUGGUGCUGUUGUGACUUGUCCCUUGGAAGUGGUUAAAACACGCCAACAGAGUUCAACUUCUUUUAUCGCGCCGACACGUCUCGAACCGGCAAGCUCCACAAAUGGCUCCAGCGAAUUGUUACGACCCGAACAGCGACGUAAAUUGAGCACGACAAUUUUGCGUAAGAGGUCACAGCCACAGAUAAUGGCUAUCUCACAUUGCGGCAUCUCAUCCACCUCCACAAAAUCAAUGAGCAUCGUGCAGUGUUUAAGACACAUAGUACAAAAUGAAGGCCCACGCGCUUUAUUCAAAGGUCUGGGACCGAAUCUUAUUGGUGUGGCACCUUCACGAGCGAUAUAUUUUUGCACCUACUCACAAACAAAGAAUUUUUUAAAUAGUGUAAGUUUCCUGCAAACCGAAUCACCGCAAGUGCACAUAUUAAGUGCUGCCAGCGCUGGUUUCGUCUCGUCCUCACUAACAAAUCCCAUUUGGUUUGUUAAGACGCGCCUGCAGCUAGACUACAAUUCCAAAGUGCAAAUGACCGUGCGUCAAUGCAUAAAUCGGGUGUACUCGCAAGGUGGCAUAGCUGGUUUCUACAAAGGCAUCACCGCCAGUUACUUUGGCAUAUGUGAGACAAUGGUGCACUUUGUCAUUUACGAGUUUAUCAAAUCGAAAUUGAUUGAAAUGCACAACACACGUAACGGUGAUGCCAAAUCAUCGAAAGAUUUUCUGGAAUUUAUGAUGGCUGGUGCCAUUUCAAAGACUGUAGCAUCUUGCAUUGCAUAUCCGCAUGAAGUGGCGCGUACAAGACUGCGGGAAGAGGGUAAUAAAUAUAAUAAAUUUUUCCAAACGUUACACACCGUCUGGAAGGAGGAAGGGCGGGCUGGACUAUAUAGAGGCUUAGCGACACAACUGGUGCGGCAAAUACCUAACACAGCUAUAAUGAUGGCCACCUAUGAAGCGGUCGUGUAUGUGCUAACGCGACGAUUUAAUAAUAAAAGCAAUGAAUUCUACGACUUUUAGAUUUGUUUUCAAUUGCGGCUUAGUUGCAAUGAAAUCGAACAAAUUGCGUGAUUAAAUCCACACGGGGAGUGGUACAAGUGCAAUGAGUAGUGCGUGCACGCAUGCAUCGCUGCAUGCUUACUAUAGUGGUCUGUGAGGGUGUGUGUGUGUGUGCACUGCUGACCACGUGUGGGUGUGUAUGUGUAUAGGACAGAGGCGUCACGAUGUUUUUUUUUCAAACCGCAUUUAGUUGCAAAGUUACUAUGCAACUUUGUAGCUAAAGAACAAAAAAAAAAUAAAAAUAAUAUAGCUAUUUUAAUUUAUUGAAGCGUGUUUUUAGGCGCUUAAGAGUAGUUGGCACGAGUGAAAACUGCAAAACGUUGAAGCUGAAAACAGCUGUACCUACAACGAAUUGACUAACUGUAUUAGAAUAGUUAAAAAAAAUUCCAGCAGCUACAUUUCAAGAUGCAGUUUGUUUGAUUGAUUGCUAUAUGAAAAAAGUUUUUGCGCGCAAAUUUUAUUAAGAAAAAAUUAUAAAUUUUUUAUUGCUGCUAUCAGAAGCAACCAGUUAAAAAGUUAACUACUUUUAAGAGGCAAGACCCUUAUACAUAAAUAUACUUAUGCAUACAAGCAUAGAUACAAUCACUGGAGUACUGUAUUCCAUUUAGGAAGACGGAAAAAAGCGCAAUGGCUUGCGUAAAUAAGUAGAUUUGUUUCUUCAUUUUUUGCUUAGUUGUAAACA
Messenger RNA from Rhagoletis zephyria (snowberry fruit fly), 2921 nucleotides. It is a transcript of the gene Rim2, whose product is annotated as replication in mitochondria 2. Gene Ontology annotation, molecular function: pyrimidine nucleotide transmembrane transporter activity. The record is from RefSeq and is a predicted model, not a curated record. Gene Ontology annotation, biological process: pyrimidine nucleotide import into mitochondrion. Gene Ontology annotation, cellular component: mitochondrion. Lineage: Eukaryota; Metazoa; Arthropoda; Insecta; Diptera; Tephritidae.